Molecule: messenger RNA, 2608 nt
Organism: Capsicum annuum
Lineage: Eukaryota; Viridiplantae; Streptophyta; Magnoliopsida; Solanales; Solanaceae
Exons: 2
Coding region: 237-593 (118 amino acids)
Source: RefSeq, a predicted model, not a curated record
CAAGAAAACCCUACUCCUCAUUCUCAAAAACAGCCGCCCCAUCCCUUCCCUCUCUCUGCCUUCUCUCUUCUUCCUCUCUCUAUCAACAGCAACCAUGGCCGCCGCAGAUCACCCCACCAGUGACACCAUCGGCGAACCUCAAUGAAGGCAACACCAAUCGCGUCACCUCCCGUCCCCUCUUAUCCUUCACCUCUCCCCACCGGCUACUACCACUCCGCCAACCACCGCCGCAACUGAUGGACCAGCGACGCCGCCAAUCGAUGGACAGAAACAAGCCGUCGCUCUACCUCCCCCCGUUCUCCCUCUCCGGCGCUACCACCACAACAAAAAUAAUCCCAGCCGCUGCUCAACUGUCGCCAAGCCGGCAACCGGCGAGACAACCUUUGCCGCCACCAACCUCCUCCGCUGCCAGUAACCCCGGUGAAAACUCCACCACCUCCCGUCGCUGCUCCACGCUCCAACAGCACUGGCAGCCGCUCGAAAUUAGCCAGAGACGAUCAAAUCAUCCAAACCGCCAGACCAUUCAACCCGUUUUAUCGGAAAAUGAUGGAUUCAUUGGAAUCCAUCCCAGAUUGGGAGCAGAUUGGUCGUAGGUCAAGAGCAGACUACACUGGUUUGAUUUGUGUUGCAUCUGCUACUGUAGAUUGGGAGCAGAUUGGCCGUAGGUCAGGAGCAGAUUACACUGGUUUGAUCUGUGUUGCAUCUGCUCCAGCAGAUUGGGAGCAGAUUGGCCACAUAUCAGGGUCAAAUUCAAUCAACCAUAACUUUGUGUAUAUAACGAAUUACGGGGUUUGCUAUAUAUCAAAUGAAAGGUCUUUGAGUCUUCUUUCUAACGCAACUGAUUUUUUCCAAAUCCGAUUUUGGAGCCAAAAGUUAUGCUAAUUUUAUUUCAGCAUAUCAGCUUAUGCGCGACCCUUUUUGUUUCAUUAGGGGUAUUUUAGUCUUUUACCUCGUCUUACCUCAGCCAUAACACGAAUUUAAAUUGUGAUUUGAGCAAAAUACAUCCAAAACCACUCAAAUCCUCUCAAUUUCAAACCCUAAAACUUUCCCCAAAGAUCAUGAAAUCAAGCCUUAUGUCCAAGAUUUUCAAGGAACAAAUCAAGAUCCGAGUUCUUCUCUUUAAACUAAGUAAUCUAAGGUACGUGGGGUUUUCCUAAACUACAUGGGCGUGGUGAAAACGUUUUAAUGAUAUUUUGAAUGUUGAGAAAUCAUGAAUUUGCAAUGAGUUUUGAAUUAAAUUUACAAUUGUGCAUUGUGAAUCAUUUUUGAUCUAUUGUUUUGGUCUUUAGGCCUUCCCCUAAAUUGAUUUAAAAUCUUAUAUAUAUAUAUAUAUAUAUAUAUAUAUAUCUGUGUGUGUAUGUGGUUAAAAUUGAUAAUUGAAUUAAGAGCAUGACUAUUUACGCUCCCUCUCAUGUUGUAAUACCUCUUGAUUUUGAAUGUUUAUUUAGAAGCAUGGUAUCAAUGUUUUUAACCACUAUUGAAUGAUUUAUGAUUUAUCUUUAAAUUGAUGAGAGGGGUUUUACAUGUUGAUAAAUGUCGAAUACAUAUAAUGAAAGAAUUGCAUAGUUUGCCAAGGAUGCAUGACCACCACAUGUUUGUUGAAAUGAUUGAAAAGAAUGAUCUUUGCAUAAUUUGAUAAAUGUAUUCAAGUAUGAAUCUUCUAGAAUUGUUUGAAAGAUGGUUGUCUAAACUUUAUGCUUUGAAAAAGAAAACCGUGAUAUGAUUUUUAUGGCUCAGAAACAUGACUUGCAAGUCUUGGUAUGACGAUACCAGAUUCGGAUAAUGCCAUAGCAAAUUUAGAACAGAUUAAAAAGACAGAUUUCAUCUCAGAUUUUCAGAUUUAGAACACAGACAGAUGCAUGUUUAGAACAUACUAAAAAUGGGCUUAAGAAAUGUUAGGUGGUUACCCGAAGAAGGCAUGAGCCCUAAAAUUCAUUGCCCAAAACCGUGUUUUGCUUAUAUGGGCCUAUUAUUAUUGUACGCUGGCGACGGUCCUGUGGCGUAGCAGAUUAAGAUACUCCAACCCUUGCAGCACACUUGGGUUGGGGGCUUGGCCGCCGAGUUAUGGGCGGAUCCCAUAUAGCCCGUGGGGUAGCUGAUAUGUAGGGUACACCACCAAGCUCAAAAGUAAUACAAAGUAUAGAGUUGCAUUAACAAGACUGUUUUAAGAUUUUGAGAUGACCCAUGAGAUUUUAAACUAUGCAUGCAUAAUAUUCUUAUGAGUUGCUCUCACCUAUAUUUUAUAUGUAUAAAAUUCAUUAUUUUGGAUUUCUCUCCGUACCAAUACAAUUGUAUUGACCCCCUAUAUUUCAGGGCUGAGGCUCAGUCUAGAGGUCUUGCUAAGCAAUAGAGUUAUCUGGACAAAAGUGAAGAGUGCAGUGGUGAGCCUUCUUUAUUUCGGAAGGCAUAUUAUCUUUUCAUACAUUAGUUAUUUCUUUUGGUUUAGGUCCACUGGGGGCUUUGUCCCAGAUUCAGACAGUCUUAUUGAUGUUGUAUUUGGUAGAGAUUUCACAGACGGAUAGAGACGUCUAAAUAUUGAUGAACUUAUUUCUGUAUUGUUACAUCGAUUUCAGAUUUUGACGAUGAUUCUAUUUAUUAUAUUUCCGCA